This is a messenger RNA of Amoebophrya sp. A120, 1201 nucleotides long. The record is from the annotation of a GenBank genome assembly. NCBI's taxonomy places the organism in Eukaryota, Dinophyceae, Syndiniales, Amoebophryaceae.
GGAAUCCAUUCUGUCCCCGAUGGUGAACGUGAAAAUCCCGAAUCGGUUGGCUGUGAAUCUCGAACUGUACCUAUCCUAUGUAAAAACAUCCCCACCCCAGAGUUGUCAUGCAGAUUUGCAAGCACAAGAGCAUUUGUAAUGCGCAUCCCCAUGAGAGGCAUUGCCCAUCGUGUUUUAGAACUUGUAAUGCUGUAAACAGGAUAAGGAGACGGAUUUCUUAUGCUGCUUCCCUUGCUAAACUGCACUACAGUACAGCCUGCAACAUGUCAUGCGUGACUCCCAAAAGGUCUAGGUUUGUGUUGCAAAAUCCCCAUCUUGACUCUGGGGUGGGGACGUUUUUACACGGGAUAUUACCUAGAUUCCACCCAACAACUCCAAGAACCGACGGAUGACGGAAUAUCCUGUGCAAAAGUAUCGUACUCGUAGUAAUUGCGGUCAUGCAUUACAAAUCUCCCUUUUUAGCUGGAUCAGCAUUGCAAAUUCCUUUUUUCCUUUUGGAAAAAUUUGUAAUGCAAUUUAUACUAGUACGAUGCUUUUGCAAUGCAUACGGGAAAUACCUUAGUGAUACCGGUGCUAGCCCGAAAAUCUGUAUCGAGGUAUCAAAUUCAAAUAUCUCUGGGUCCGGAAAAAUGCAAACUUGUCAUGCAUAUUUUCAAUGCCCCAUGAGGUCUGCGAUGCAGGACCUAGCAUGACAGGUUCUGUGAAGCCUCUAUCAUGUCUAUCCUGCAUGACAAACUGCCGCUAAACAUGUUCAAACGUGGACACCUUUUGGUAAUCAUGCAACACAAAGUUUUGCACUAUCCAGACUUAGCAUGACAAGUUGCAUCCUUCCAGACCCAGACGCUUUUGCAAUGCAUACGAGGUGUUGGACGAGGAUGUCAGUUCCAAUUCUCUCUCCCCUAUCAAAUGUAAAAAUCCCUGGAUGUCUGGAAACUUGUGAUGCUGGUUGGCGUAUCAUGAGGCGGCCACAAGUGCUGGCUCAGCAUGACAAGUUUCUGAGCUUCGAGGUGUGGCCUAGUCUGCAUGACAAACUGCGUUUCUGCAUGACAAAAAAACGAGGCUCUUGGGUAACGUGCAUGACAGACUUUGGGGUCAUUCUGGCAGAGCAUGACAGACCUUCCAUUCAUUUUUACAAUCCAUAUCCCCGGGGAAUGUGCAAAGUUUGGAUAAGAACAAUAUGCCGAUGCUGUUACCGUUAACC